CCGACACCGGAGAUUAUCCUUUUACCGUCUCACUUUCUCGGUUUCGCUUUUUCGAUAAACCCCAAAUCACGUCAGAAUCUGGAAGGAAACAAGAAGAGCCGUUUAUGGUGUUGUAGGAGAACAAAAACUAAAGUUGUCAAGUUAGUUGUGGGUGAAGUAAUCUAAGUAGGUCUUCGAGCUCAACUAUGGAUGUGCUAGAAGGUCUGGUUAAAGAUAGUUCACUUAAAUGGUUGCUUGGCAAGCAAAGUUCUUUCGAUGAAGAUAUCGAUGAGAUUGAGAAUUCUCCAUCUGCUGGAUCCAGUUGGAUACCUGAGCUCUCUCCAGUAGCAAAUGUGGUUAUCCGAAGGUGUUCCAAGGUACUUGGUGUAUCAGUAAGCGAGCUACAAGAUAGUUUCAAACAAGAGGCGUCUGAAUCUGUAAAGCAGCCUUCAAUGUUUCCAAGAAACUUUCUAGAGUAUUGCUGUUUCAGGGCACUUGCACUCUCUGUGGGAGUAACUGGUCAUCUAAGUGAUAAAGACUUUCGGCGUUUAACUUUUGAUAUGAUGGUUGCUUGGGAGGUCCCUUCUGCUGCUAGCCAGGCAUUACUCAGUGUUGAUGAAGAUCCAACUGUUGGUUUAGAAGCCUUCUCCCGGAUUGCUCCAGCAGUUCCUAUAAUAGCUGAUGUGAUCAUAUGUGAGAAUCUGUUCGGGAUGUUGACUUCUGCCUCAAACAGUGUUCGGCUUCAGUUCUAUGUUUAUGACAAGUAUUUGUAUGGACUUGAAAGAGCAAUCAAGAAGAUGAAGAGCCAGUCCGAGUCAUCUUUGCUUUCUGGUGUUCGAUCAAAAGGAGAAAAGAUUCUCGAGGUCGACGGGACAGUUACUACCCAACCAGUUCUAGAGCAUAUUGGAAUAUCGGCAUGGCCAGGUCGCUUGAUUCUGACUGAUCAUUCGCUAUAUUUCGAGGCUAUAAAGGUUGUGUCUUUUGACACACCAAAGCGGUAUAGCCUAUCUGAAGAUCUGAAACAAGUCAUUAAACCAGAGUUAACUGGUCCUUGGGGAACUCGGCUUUUCGAUAAGGGUGUCUCUUACAAGUCUAUUUCACUACCAGAACCAGUAGUUAUGGAGUUCCCAGAGCUUAAGGGCCACACACGACGAGAUUACUGGCUCUCUAUAAUCCUAGAAGUGUUAUAUGUUCAUAGAUACAUAAAGAAGUUCAAGAUCAACACCGGUGUAGCGAAAGAUGAAGCUAUUUCAAAAGCUGUGCUCGGUAUCUUGCGUGUGCAAGCAAUUCAAGAACUCGGGUUAACUACCCCUGUACGUUACGAAAAUCUUCUCCCGUUCAAUCUCUGCGAUCAGCUUCCUGGUGGCGAUCGUAUUCUGGAGACGCUUGCAGAGAUGUCUAGUUGUAAAGUUCUGGAGCGGACAAACAAAGCCAAAGACACAGGGACGUUGCAGUCAAUGUCGGCAUCGGAUAUGGUUUCGCAAUUGGGUUUGGUUUUUGGAGCAACGAGUCCAAAGAGUAAUAGUAGUCUUGUGGUAGGUGAGGUGAUGGUUGGAGAUGUGAACCCAUUGGAGAAAGCGGUUAAGCAAUCAAGAAAGAACUACGAGAAAGUGGUUCUUGCUCAAGAGACUGUUAAUGGAGUCAAAGUCGAUGGAAUUGACACCAAUGCAGCAGUGAUGAAGGAACUACUACUUCCGGUUAUGGAAAUGGGGAAAUGGCUUUUGUCGUUAGCAUAUUGGGAUGAUCCAUUGAAGUCUUUUGUUUUCUGUCUCUUCUCUACUUUGAUAAUUUACAGGGGAUGGAUAGGCUUUGUUUGUGCGAUUGCGUCUCUCUUUUUAGCGGGUUUCAUACUUCUCACGAGAUGUUUCAGCAAUAGAGAGAAAGCAAUGAUCGAGCUGAAAGUUAUCACACCUCCUCCUAUGAACACAAUGGAACAGCUUUUAGCGGUCCAAAACGCGAUUUCGCAGCUCGAAGAGCUAAUCCAAGACGGAAACAUUGUUCUACUCAAGUUCCGAGCUUUAUUACUCUCUCUUUUCCCACAGGCGAGUGAAAAGUUUGCAGUUGCGGUUGUCAUUGCUGCGUUGAUGAUGGUAUUCAUGCCUUGUAACUACUUGGUUCUGGUGGUGUUCCUAGAGCUGUUCACCAGAUAUUCACCACCGCGUAGAGCAAGCACAGAGCGGCUAAUGCGGCGGCUUAAAGAGUGGUGGUUCAGCAUUCCGGCUGCUCCAGUGGUUCUCGAACAGAACAAAGACGAUAACAAGAAAACCAAGUAAAACAUUUGAAAACAAUGCCUCACCCCCCACGAGAGAACAAGUAAGCGGAGACACGAUUUGGUUCACAAGAGAAACUAGGUAAUGUGUAAACUGUUUAGUUAUAUGUAUGUUUGUAUAUUUGUAGUAGAAAUAUGUUUCGAUUACAGAGUACAUUUUUAUCAACCAGAACGGAAAAUGUAAACCUGAUAGAAACAUAGCUAACGUUCCGUGGUAAAAAACACAUUUAACUGAAAUAACAGCAGGAUACAAAAGUAAAAUCAUCUUACAAAAAAAUAUUGUUCUUUUUUUACCGGGGCACAAAAUUAAACAAACAUGUUUAUUCAUAAUAAUCACACAA
Messenger RNA from Camelina sativa (false flax), 2589 nucleotides. Lineage: Eukaryota; Viridiplantae; Streptophyta; Magnoliopsida; Brassicales; Brassicaceae. The record is from RefSeq and is a predicted model, not a curated record.